AUGUCCCGCCAAGUGAAGGACGACUUCGUACGGCACUAUAUGGUCUCCGAACCCCGGACCCACCCCAAGGGCUACACUGAGUACAAAGUGACCGCGCAGUUCAUCUCAAAGAAGGACCCGGAGGAUGUCAAAGAGGUGGUGGUCUGGAAGCGAUACAGUGACUUUCGCAAGCUCCACGGAGACCUGGCCUACACCCACCGGAACCUCUUCCGUCGCCUUGAGGAGUUCCCCCCUUUUCCCCGCGCACAGAUGUUUGGCCGGUUUGAAGCCUCUGUGAUCGAGGAGCGGCGGAAGGGGGCUGAGGACCUGCUCCGCUUCACCGUGCACAUCCCAGCGCUCAACAACAGCCCGCAGCUCAAGGAGUUCUUCCGGGGCAGGGAGGUAACAAGGCUGUCCGAGGUGUCCAGGGACCUGCACAUCCUGCCACCACCCCUGAUCCCCACGCCACCCCCAGAGGAGCCCCGGCUGCUCCAGCCACUCCCAGCUGAGAGGAGGGGCCACGAGGAGUUGGAGGUGCCAGCGGACCCCCCACCAUCCAGCCCCGCCCAGGAGGCCCUGGACCUCCUCUUUACCUGUGGGAGCGCCGAGGACGCCACCGGGUCCCCUGCCCGCGGCGCGCUCACCGAGGCUGAGCUGGCCAUCUUCGACCCGUUCUCCAAGGACGAAGAUGCAGGUCCCAGCCCCACCCAUGUAGGCGAGCUGGCAGCAAUGGAGGCGGAGGUGGGGAGGCUACACCAGGAGCCCUGGGAGGCAGGAGGGCACGAGGAGGAAGAGGGUGAAGAAGGAGCAGCCACCCCUGCCUAUCUGAGCCGGGCCACGGCGCUCAUCACCCAGGCUCUGCAGGACGAGAGAGCCGGUGCCUACCCUGCGGCAUUGCAGGGCUACCGAGACGGCGUCCACAUCCUGCUCCAGGGGGUCCCCGGUGACCCGUCUCCUGCCCGCCGAGAAGGGGUGAAGAAGAAGGCUGCUGAGUACCUGAAGCGUGCAGAGGAGAUCUGGCACCUGCACCUGUCCCAGCUCCCACCCUGA
Messenger RNA from Orycteropus afer afer, 1029 nucleotides. RefSeq names its product sorting nexin 15 (gene SNX15). Bases 1 to 1029 code for a protein of 342 amino acids. NCBI's taxonomy places the organism in Eukaryota, Metazoa, Chordata, Mammalia, Tubulidentata, Orycteropodidae. The record is from RefSeq and is a predicted model, not a curated record. Gene Ontology annotation, molecular function: phosphatidylinositol binding. The transcript is spliced from 8 exons.